AUGUCUUUCCGCGAUAUUCUUUUCGAUUCUGAUGCUUUGAUCCUAUUUCCUGACAAGUUCUUGUCAUCAAUUCUUUCAUUGAAGCAUGAAGACCUAGAUGAAAAUAUUGCAUUGAUUCUCGCCGAAGUACUCAUUCCCGGCUCACAAAAUGUCGGCUCGUCUAGAUCAUCUCACAGUGCUCUUACGGCCUCUUCUGUGCCUGAAAGUAACGCUAAGGGCGCCCAGUUGCAAACCUGCUUCAAAAAGGUAGAAGUAGACGGCAACUUGAAGAUCAAUUGGUACCAGGUGUUCAGCCAUGUGUACGAAAAGCUUUAUGAAGCUUCAAAAAGAGACAUACAGCCGUCUUUAGCAUCCAUUACAGAAAUUUGCGCUGCUUUAGACUUUGAAUAUGGCGUAUUGGACAUCUUUUUGAGCUAUGAAUGGUGGUUUGGAACAACCUUAGUUGCACAUUUACACGCUAUGCAUCCGUUGAACCACAGCCUGUCUAUUGAAACUCAAGGAAGUUACAAUUUGCUCCAGCUGAAAAACUUAGCUCUUUGUUUUCCACAAACUGGCCAAGCCCCCAAUGUUAACUUUCCCAAUCACAUUGUCAAGUUUGUCAGUGUUGCAAAAUUACUUGUUCUGGCAAUGGCAAAGAUCUCAUCUCAAUUUGCUGGCAACAAUGUUAGCGAAGUUUUUGGUGCAGUUCGUCAAGCAUUCGAAUAUAGCACAACCAACAAUGCAGCAUAUCUUCUUGUGGCUUGUUUCUUGACCGUUGACAAAAGCGAAUUUCAUAUUCGUUUAAUUGGAUCUCUAUUCACCCAGCUCAUGGAUCAAGAAGGCGCUGAUCAAGCCUCCCUUGCAAGCUUAAUAGCUCGCUUAGCAGAGAUUGACAAGGCCAUGUUAGUAAAGCACAUUGCUGAAUACUACACUGAGCGUCAAUUAGCAGAAACCGUCCCUAAAAUUUUGACACUCACUUCAGCGGGCAGCAUGACAGAUGAAAUCAUAGCUGACUUAUUCAAAGUAAGCAUAAAAGUUGGUUUGGUGUUCACGUUUGAUGGCGCUGGCUUCGGUGUUAAUUUCAAGAAUGUCAUCGAGCAGCAGCUUCAGAAGGAGGGCCAAAAGAAACUAAUCUACCAACUGAUGUUAGAAAUAUUAGAGUUGAGAUCUGCUCAAGAUUACGAAUGGCAGCAACAACAACAAGCACAUGGAGGAGCAGCACAACCACAGCUGGCAGACCGCAAAAUGUUGACUCUUCCAUUGGUUUUUUACGUUCUUGAAAAGCUCAAAGCAAGCAAUGGACUUAUUGACGCAGAACGUCUUAAGAACCUUCAGCUUCUGUUACUCACGACGUAUCCUCGUUUGAUCAAUUUUGGCUGUGGUCACGACGCUGCAAUCUUAGCCAACUCAGAGAGGUAUAGUACCUUCCCAUCUGAUGUUGAACAAGAAAUGAAAUCGUACUACUCGAAAAUGUACAAUAAAGAAAUGGAAAUAAGGGACAUUGUCGACAUGCUUGUGAGGAUGAGACUGAGUGACAAUCCUCAUGACCAGGACAUAUUUGCAUGUAUGAUUCAUUCAUUGCUCGAUGAAUACCGUUUCUUUUCUGAGUACCCAUUGACUGCGUUGGCUUCUACGUCUUUAUUGUUUGGUGCAUUGCUACAAAAAGACUUGAUACAAGGAACCACUCUUACCGUUGCCUUGAAUUUUAUCUGGGAAUCUUGCAAUCAACCUCAAGAUUCUCACUUGUUCAAAUUUGCUGUGCAAGCUUUGUACAAUUUCAAGUCCCGGUUGCAUGAAUAUCCAAUUUACUGUAAGCAUUUGUUGGAGUGUCAGCCUUUAGCUGGCCACGCCAAGAUAUAUGCAAUCGUUAGGGAUGCUGCCAAUGGUAUUCCCUGUACUGAUGGUUCAACUCAGGAUGCCAAGGGUACCGAUGGCACUUCAUCACCAUCAGUGAGGGCACCAAUGCUCAGGUACCAAUCUUUAAACAUUCAUGAUGAUCGGAUUACCGAUGCUGCUUCGCAACCACCUGAACAAGUUAGAGACCAAUUAUUGUUCUUUGUGAACAACUUGACUUCAGAAAACCUUGCCAAGAAGUUACCGGACGUAAAGUCUGCUUUAGAAGAACGCUAUUUCUUGUGGUUUGCUAGGUAUCUUGUUGUGGAUAGAGCAAAGAGCGAGCCUAACAACCAUGAACUUUAUGGUACGUUCAUUUCUGCUUUUGAUAACAGCGACUUCACCGAUAUUGUAUUGGGUGUGACAUUGAGUGAGGUUGAACGAAUGCUUUCCAGUUCAAAGGACUCUUCCAAUGAUCGUACACACUUGAAAAAUAUGGGUUCGUGGAUUGGAAGAUUGACUUUGGCCAACGAUAAACCUCUUCGCAGGGAUCAAGUGGCCCUCAAAUUUCUUCUUGUUGAAGGGUUUGACUUCAACACUUUAGCCUUGGUUAUCCCAUUUGUUUGCAAGAUCUUGGAUCAGGCCCAGUAUUCAGUAAUACUUCGUCCACCUAAUCCAUGGAUAUUGGGUGUGAUCAAGGUGCUUGUUGAGCUUUAUUCGUGUGCUGAUUUGAAGUUAAACUUGAAGUUUGAAAUCGAAGUUCUUCUUAACUCAUUCGGUAUGAAGAUUGGAGAUAUCGAGCCUUCUACAUUGGUUCGAAGCCACAACCCUGAUCCUGCUGCACUUGCAGAGAUCUUUGGCAGACGCAUGGGAGCAACCGGAUUGAGUAAAGAUUUGGCAAGAAUGUCACUCGAGUCAAAGAAGCUUGAGCAACAACAGUUGCGACAACACAUUAUGGCUCAGAAUGAUUUGAGUAAAGUCAUGCCUCCUUCAACUAGUGGCCCUCCUCCAGGUUUCACUUCGAAUAGUGUUGGAGCACCAAUUGGUGGAGCACCAUCGGCUCCUCCAUCUGGGCAGCUUGAUACUUCGUUCAGUAAUCUUGUUGGAAACACGAUUUUCACUCAAAGUCCUAACCUUCGUCGUGCAUUCCAAGCUUCAUUAUCUCGUUCAGUUCGUGAAUGUGCAGUUCCAAUUUUGAGCCGUGUUUCCGAGGCAGUCUUGACAACUACCGAAGCACUCGCUACGAAAGACUUUGCUACCGAAGGAGAUCCUACCAUAUUCAGAAAGUCUUACCAAACUUUAGCGCAACAAUUGUGCCAUAGUAUGGUAGUUUGUAGUGGUAGGAAGAUCUUGAGUGAAACAAUCGAAGCUACCAUGUUGCAGCUUCUUGGAAACCAAGCUACCGCGAGCGACUUUCCUAUUAAUGAGCUAGCGGUUGCCAUUCAGUCCAAUGUUCAUUUCUGCGUUGAAAUCGUUGACAAAAUUGCGGCUGGUAAUAUCAGUGAGCUAAUUGAUGAAAGAAUGCAAAGAUUCGUCAUACAAAGAGAGCAGCGCAACCCACAAGAACCUUACAGAGAGGAGGGUUCAAGCGAUUAUGCAUUGAACUUGCCUCAUCCAUUAGGGUUGAGAAGAGAGGGUUUAGCUCCAGGGCAGCUCAAAAUCUAUGAAAGCUUUGGAAAUAACGGACCUAAUUUACGCCCGGAAGAACUUCGCCAGUCUCAACCAAUUGGCGACGUGAGAGCUAUGCCUGAUGGCAGCGACAUCCCAAGCGUAGCCCCUGGUGCUGGAGUUGGUUCUGGAAUUCAGGCUAUGGGACCAACACCAACUUCAUCUAGCACAGCCCCCGUUGGCCCAAUGGAAGAGUUUCCUCUUGAACAGCUUUUUGUAGCUAUUACUCAGAGCUGUGAGAGAGCAAUUGAGUUGUUGGCUGAUGCCAAAGAAACAAGGCUUUCUGAACUUAGCCCAGAACAUCCUAUCAUGGUCGCUUUGGCGCAAGCCUUAACGUUGGCACAGAGCAAUGCACUCAAAAAUCCCGAGUUACUUCUCAAAGUUGCUCAGUAUGCUGUCAACUGUCUCUUUACUCAGGCUCAUGAGAAUCCAAUGAGUAAUGAGAUAUAUGUGGUAAUAUUGGACAAAUUGUGCGAGUACUCUCCAUCAACUGCCAAAGACGUCACUUGGUGGCUCGUUCAUUCUUCUGACCAACGCAAAUUCAACAUUCCUGUCAUUUACUCGCUUUUGAAGGUUCAAUUGGUACUGGCAUCUAAGCUUGAUACCUCGAUUGGAAAAUUGUUGGCCGAAUCAAGCAAUCCUAUGGCUGUCAAGUUUGCUGCAAAUCUCUUGUUGAAUGUCUUCGGUUCUUCUGAAGCGCGACCAAUAGCUAUGAGGUCUGAUUUUGGCUUCACCUUGGAAGCAUUGAACAACUAUAAAGGUGAUCCUAAAGAUGCUCUGGCCGAACAGAAGGAAGCUUUGUUAGCAAGGGAUAAUUUGUUCUCCUUGUUGAACCAAACUACUGCUCCUACUCAGUUUGGCGACCACGAUGCUUACCAUCAAAUGGGUUAUUUGUUUGCGGAAUGGAUUGCCCUUUUGUCUCACGGACCUCCAAGCGAGCCUUUGCAAGACAAGUUCAUAAAUGGACUUCUUGACGCUGAAAUACUCUCAAAUCCAAAAUUGUUCAAGACCUUCUUCAAGGCUGCUACAGAGAUUUCAGUGACGGCGUUUGCUACCGAGCACGAGGUGAGAACCCGAACCCAAAGAGAAAGCUAUCUUGCAGUGGACUCGCUUGCUAUGUUAAUCGUACGGAUUGUAUUAUCGUUCGAUAAGAAUCAUUCUGAAGAGGCUAUGGAUUACUUGAAGAAUAUUAUGAGUGUUGUAACCACGAUGCUAACUAUAGAUCAUGAAAAUUUCCAAAACAACUGGAACGAAAGAGCAUAUUUUAAGAUCUUCUCGUCUAUUUUGUGCAUGUGGAACGAUGCUUCGAUUCUUGACAGCACUGCCACUGCUCAUUUGGAUGAAGAGUUCUACACCUUUAUUGGUGAUAUUUUCAACUCUUUGCAGCCAUUGAUUUAUCCUGGGUUUACGUUUGCAUGGAUAUCGUUGAUUGCUCACCGUAUGUUCUUGCCUCGGGUUAUUACGUUGCCCAACCGCAGCGGGUAUCCAACUAUGGUGAGACUCUUGCAAAACUUGUUGAAAUUUGACCGUAUUUGCGGCAACAGUGACAACGACUCGUACGACAUAGUCAACGUUAUUUUCAAGGCAAUUAACCGGAUAUUCACCGGAUUGGCUCAUGACUAUCCUGAGUUUUUGGUUGAAUGCCACUUCCAAUUGGUGACAGCUAUACCAUCACGGUACAUCCAGUUGAGAAAUAUUGUUGUUUCGGCAACACCUAAAAAGAUUCCCGUCAUUGACCCAUUCACUCAAGGGUUGAAGGUUGAAAGAUUACCAGAAAUCAAAGAGCCACCGAUCGUGUACUUUAAUCCAGGCGACGAUUUGGCCAAGGUUGGAUUGCGGAAACCGGUGGACAACUUUUUGAGGAUCCCAGCUCCUUCGUUGAUCAGAACAAUGUACAACAGUGUGAAGCUUCUGCAGCCCAAGGAGGAUCGAGACUUUGGCUUUGAUAUCAUUCACUACAACACAAAACUCAUCAAUGCGUUGGUGUUACAUAUUGGUAUCAGUGCCGUUUCCGAAAGAACUUCCAGUUCUCAGCGUGGAGGGUUCAAUGUUAAGUCUACACAUGUAUCCCUUCUCGUGGAUCUUAUGAACCACGGACUGCUGGAGUUCAAGUUCCAUUUGAUCAAUGCCAUUGCCAACCAAUUGCGGUAUCCAAACAGCCACACCCAUUGGUUUGUGGGGAUCAUACUCCACUUUUUCAGCUCCACUACCAUCUGGACACAACCUGGCUCCAAGGCAGUGGUGCAAGAGAUCAUCACUCGUGUGUUAUUGGAGCGUCACAUUGUCAACAAGCCGCACCCAUGGGGCUUGACCAUCGUGUUCACCGAGUUGGUGAAAAAUGGCGACUAUGGGUUUUUCGAGCUUCCAUUUGUGCGUACAGCCGAGCCCGAGUUGCGGGUGGUGUUUGCGGCUCUUGCACGGAAUGUCAAGGGCACGCCUGUAGAAUAG
This is a messenger RNA of Meyerozyma guilliermondii ATCC 6260, 5928 nucleotides long. It is a transcript of the gene CDC39, whose product is annotated as CCR4-NOT core subunit. Gene Ontology annotation, biological process: nuclear-transcribed mRNA catabolic process, deadenylation-dependent decay. The record is from RefSeq and is a predicted model, not a curated record. Gene Ontology annotation, molecular function: molecular adaptor activity. The coding region runs from base 1 to 5928 and encodes 1975 amino acids. NCBI's taxonomy places the organism in Eukaryota, Fungi, Ascomycota, Pichiomycetes, Serinales, Debaryomycetaceae. The transcript has a single exon. Gene Ontology annotation, cellular component: CCR4-NOT core complex; P-body.